AUGAGUAUCCACUUCGUAUUCAUUUCAGCAAAAUAACGGCAUUUCCCAAAUUUUCUUCUCAACUUUCGUGCUUCACAAAGAGACCUUCGAUUCCUUCAACCCUUUUUCCGUGCUUUUUCAAUCUCCAGAAAAGCGAUCCAAUCGCGAAUUUGCAAGCCUUUCAUGGUUUCCGAAGAAUCGAAUGCCUUCUGGCUCUCUGGUGUGAGGGCUUUCGAGUCAACGUUUUCUUGUAGAUCCCACACGAAUUUUUGAGCCAUAAACCAAGAGCCAGUACUCCAAGUACUCUCUUGAUGUUAGUAACUAAGCAAUGCAGUUAUAUCAUCAUCCAUACUCUUUGAACAGCCAGAAGGUGAGACUUGCCCUGGAAGAGCAAGGCAUCGACUACACGUCGUAUCAUGUCAAUCCUAUCAUGGCCAAGAACAUGGACUCCUCGUUCUUCAAGAUGAACCCGAGUGCAAAACUUCCCGUCUUUCAAAAUGGUUCCCACGUCAUUUUCGACACAAUCGAGAUAAUUCAGUAUAUAGAGAGAAUUGCAGUUGUAUCCUCGGGAACCGAGGACGUAAUGCCGAGUAACAGAGAAGUUGUUGAGUGGAUGCAUAAGAUACAACAAUGGAAUCCAAAGUUUUUCACUCUCGCCCACGUGCCUGAGAAGUACCGACUUACCGUGACCAAAUUUGUAAGGCGUGUCAUUAUCAGUCGGAUGGCCGAAACUCCUGAAAUGGCAGCUGCAUACCAUCAUAAGCUCAGAGAAGCAUAUGAGACAGAAGACAAACUGAAAAACAAAACUGUUAUCAAACAAAGCACAGAUCAUUUAGUGAGACUUCUCGACGAAAUCGAGUCGAAGCUAGGCGAAACUGCAUUCCUGGCAGGGGAAGAGUUCACCAUGGCUGAUGCCGUGCUCAUCCCGGUGCUGGCUCGACUCGAGCUGUUGAAGGUGGCGGACGAGUAUAUAGGAGGCAGCAGCAGCAGACCAAACAUUGCAGAAUAUUGGAUGUUGGUGCAGCAGAGGCCAAGCUAUAAGAAGGUGAUUGGAAAGUAUUUCAAGGGAUGGAGAAAGCACAAAACACUUAUGAAAACAUGGUGCUUUCUUCAUAUCAGAACCUUGCUAAGGAGAUAUUGAUCCCAAAA
Cucurbita maxima (winter squash) is the source of this 1128-nucleotide messenger RNA. RefSeq names its product glutathione S-transferase TCHQD-like. Gene Ontology annotation, molecular function: glutathione transferase activity. NCBI's taxonomy places the organism in Eukaryota, Viridiplantae, Streptophyta, Magnoliopsida, Cucurbitales, Cucurbitaceae. The record is from RefSeq and is a predicted model, not a curated record. The transcript is spliced from 4 exons. Bases 308 to 1120 code for a protein of 270 amino acids.